Wallemia mellicola CBS 633.66 is the source of this 225-nucleotide messenger RNA. RefSeq lists its product as hypothetical. The transcript has 2 exons. The record is from RefSeq and is a predicted model, not a curated record. Gene Ontology annotation, molecular function: mitochondrion autophagosome adaptor activity. Gene Ontology annotation, biological process: mitophagy. Lineage: Eukaryota; Fungi; Basidiomycota; Wallemiomycetes; Wallemiales; Wallemiaceae. Bases 1 to 225 code for a protein of 74 amino acids.
AUGUCAUCAUCGAUUGAAUCAGAGUCUGAGAUGUCAGAUUUUAACGCAUUGGAGCAAAUACCAGAUUUGAGAUUUGAACAAGCUUUUACAAAAUCAUAUAAGGAAUCAUCUGGUACGCUAGUUGGAUUAGCUAAAGUGCUCAUACUUGACCAGAUAAUACUACCAUUAAUACAAGGUAGUCUCUGGGGUGUAGGUGUUUCCGUAGUAAAGAGUCUUUUGUUGUAA